GGAUUCUUCAAAGGCACUUCUGCAGACCAGGACCGUCGCUUCUCUGACAAAGAGUUGAAGUUGUUGAAGUCUAUGAAAUUUCCACCAGAGUUUGAUAAAAAGGUGGGCCACCCAAGUCUGGUGGACCUCAAAAAAGUAAAUCUCAAUGUCAUACGCCCAUGGAUCGCCAAAAAAGUCACAGAACUCGUUGGUUUUGAAGAUGAAGUGGUCGUCGAGUAUGCCAUGGGUCUCCUCGACGACCCAAAUCACACCACUCCAGACCCAAAGAAAAUGCAAAUAAACCUGACAGGUUUCCUCACGGCAUCGACGCCCUCGUUCAUGACUGCUCUCUGGUCUCUACUGCUCGAGGCUCAAGAGCAUCCCGCAGGCGUUCCACAGACGUUUGUGGAGGAGAAGAAAGAGGAAAUGCGCAAAGCCCGCGAGGGUGACGUGCGUGCCAUAGGUGAGAGAGACAGGAGGGUCCGUCUCGAUGAGAUAAGAGACCAGGAAAGAGGUGAACGUGCAGGCCGCGGACGCGGAAGAGGCAGGGGCAGAGGGAGAGGUGGAUUUGAAGGCGGUGGCCGAGGUAGAGAUAACGGUUGGGGUGGACGUGGUAGCGGUGUAAGUCCACUCCAUGCUUCUUUUGGAUCCUCUAAGGCUUAUAAGGUAUAG
Messenger RNA from Suillus subaureus, 651 nucleotides. Its product is annotated as PWI domain-containing protein. The record is from RefSeq and is a predicted model, not a curated record. Lineage: Eukaryota; Fungi; Basidiomycota; Agaricomycetes; Boletales; Suillaceae. The transcript is spliced from 3 exons. Gene Ontology annotation, biological process: regulation of mRNA splicing, via spliceosome; mRNA processing. The annotation marks the transcript as partial. Gene Ontology annotation, cellular component: spliceosomal complex. Gene Ontology annotation, molecular function: RNA binding.